GUAAGUGUUCAAAUAGCCGUCGUACGCACAUGUGAUAAGGAGAAGUUGACUUAGAUAAAAGGGAAGAAAUCUAAAUCAUAUGGAGACAGCGGAACCAAAAAAUUAAGCAAUCGAAACAAAAAAAUACUAAAAAAUGGCCAUUGAUUCAUAUCGUUUUACUAGUCGCUAGUUUGAAUUUUAUCUCGGUCGUCUCUAUAUCUAUAGCUAGCAAAUUGCUCACUAAAUAUUGCAGUCAUUCGACACAAAUCACAAUGGCUCAUGAUUUCAGUCUCAACCUAAUCACUAAAGCCUUCAUUUUUAUCUUCGUACCUACCUUCUUCAACUCUGCCAUCUCAUCUCCCUUUAAACCAAAACCCUCCUCCAUUAAUGUGUGGCCAAAGCCAAGAGCCGUUUCGUGGUCCCAACCACAAGCCCAUCUCCUCUCCCCCACUUUUUCCAUCGCCUCGCCAAACCACCGCUACCUUACGGCCUCCGCCAACCGCUACCGCCGGCUGAUUCUGGCUGAGCACCAUCGACCACUGGUUGCGCCCUCUGUCGUCCUCAAUGCCUCGGCUACCCCAUUGCAGGCCCUCAGUGUGGAUGUGGCCGACCUCACCGCGCCCCUCCACCAUGGCGUCGACGAGUCAUACUCUCUCAUUGUCCCCGCCAGCGGCAGCGUCGCCCGUCUGACUGCCAGAACAGUCUGGGGAGCCAUGAGAGGCCUCGAGACCUUCUCCCAGCUCGUCUGGGGGAGUCCCUCGGUCGUUGCUGUCGGUAUCCACUUGUCUGAUUCACCCCUUUUUGGACAUAGAGGACUGAUGCUCGAUACCUCAAGAAAUUAUUAUCCUGUAGGAGAUAUACUGAGGACGAUUGCUACCAUGAGUGCCAACAAGCUCAACGUCUUCCAUUGGCACAUCACUGACUCGCAUUCUUUCCCGUUGGUGGUGCCGUCGGAGCCGGAUCUCGCAGAGAAGGGUUCUUACGGGUCGGACAUGCAGUAUUCGCCCUACGAUGUGACCCAAAUAGUGGAAUUUGGGCUUGAACACGGCGUACGAGUUAUGCCGGAAAUCGAUUCUCCAGCUCAUACGGGAUCAUGGGCCAAAGCAUAUCCGGACAUAGUAACUUGUGCCAACAUGUUCUGGUGGCCAGCGGGGGCACAAUGGGAGGAUCGCCUCGCGUCUGAACCAGGAACCGGUCAACUAAACCCAUUAAACCCCAAAACCUACAAAGUCAUAAAAAAUAUCAUAAAUGACGUCGUUAGACUAUUCCCUGAACCAUUUUAUCAUGGGGGCGCAGACGAGAUCACUCCUAAUUGCUGGAAAUCAGACCCAACCAUCCAAACCAUGCUAUCCAACGGUGGAACUCUCAGUCAAGUUCUGGAGACGUUCGUCAACUCCACCUUGCCAUACAUAACCUCCUUUAACCGUACGGUCGUCUACUGGGAAGACGUUUUGCUCGACAAAACCAUCAAGGUUGACCCGAAAUUUCUUCCCAGGGAGAACAUCAUCUUGCAGACGUGGAACAACGGCCAUAACAACACAAAACGAAUCGUUUCUGCAGGGUAUCGUACGAUCGUCUCGUCAGCCGAGUUUUACUAUUUGGACUGUGGCCACGGCGACUUUACAGGAAACAACAGCAUUUACGACAUACAGACUGGCACAACUGAUGAUGGUGGGUCAUGGUGCGGUCCAUUCAAGAAUUGGCAAACAAUAUACAACUACGACAUCCUUUACGGACUGAGUAAAGAGGAGUCUAAGUUGGUGCUUGGCGGUGAGGUUGCACUUUGGUCGGAGCAGGCUGAUCAAACUGUUCUUGACUCUCGCGUUUGGCCACGGGCUUCGGCGUUAGCAGAGGUGUUGUGGUCCGGAAACCGCGACGAGAACACUGGGAGAAAGAGGUCUGCAGAAGCCACAGAUCGGUUACAUGAGUGGAGAAGUAGAAUGGUUAGGAGAGGAGUUGGAGCUGAACCUAUUCAACCACUUUGGUGUGUUAGAAAUCCGGGAAUGUGCAACACAGUCAACUAAUUUGUUGUUUAGUAAUAUAUAGGUUACUUUAUACAUUAUAUCCAAAAGAUUACACACAAAAAUUUAACUAAUGACAUUCAUGUAAGAUGGGUCCAACUAAAUUAAAAAGUCUUGUCAAUUAAGUGUGUGUAA
This is a messenger RNA of Humulus lupulus (European hop), 2135 nucleotides long. RefSeq names its product beta-hexosaminidase 2-like. Gene Ontology annotation, molecular function: beta-N-acetylhexosaminidase activity. The transcript is spliced from 2 exons. NCBI's taxonomy places the organism in Eukaryota, Viridiplantae, Streptophyta, Magnoliopsida, Rosales, Cannabaceae. Gene Ontology annotation, biological process: carbohydrate metabolic process; glycosaminoglycan metabolic process. The record is from RefSeq and is a predicted model, not a curated record. Bases 252 to 2003 code for a protein of 583 amino acids. Gene Ontology annotation, cellular component: membrane.